CCUUUGAUCUUUAUUAAGUCUAUGGUCUAUGCAUAAAUCGAAGAUAUUAAAUAUAAAUAAUAAAAUCUCUGCUAUUAUCAUGUUUAUGUUUUGCUUCUUCUGAAGGAAGAGAAAAGAAAAAAAAUGUCUUCCACAUUAUUGAGAGUCACCCAAAUGAACGCAGUUUACUUGGACAGGGAAAUUUUAAAAGCUUUGCAACAUCUGCUUCAGAGUUCGAUCAAUAAUUUUCCACCAGGCCUGCUAUCUCCUUAUGAAAGAGAGUUACAUCUGCUUUUGAAGUUGGUGAUUCUUCAUUACUCAGUUGUGAGGAAUGGUUCAACAUUCGGUCAGCAAUUGUUGUCCAUUCGAUAUGAGGAAAUAUCUCCAUUAAAAAGGAUUCUCUAUUUAACUUUGAAUUCAUUUGGAUAUUUCAAAGAAAAGUUUGAAAUUUGGAAACCUGCACAUGAAGUGAAUGAUAUUAUAAAACGGGUGUAUUUCGUUAUAAAAGUUUUGGAUUUCAUUAACUUCACCUUGUUUUUAUGUAGGGGGACAAAACCAGGUUUGAUUGAAAGAAUUCUAGGUUUGAAGCAGGUUUACACCGAUGGCAGUACACAGAGAACUUUCAAUUCAAAGUACCUUGCUCGAGAAUUAUUGUGGAAUAGUUUGAUUGAAAUUAUGGUGAAUAUUGUACCACUCAUUAACUUUCAUAAAUUGAAACGACUCAUAAAAGACAAAAAUCCGUUCCACAAAAAGAAAAUUAUACCUAGUGAAGGUAGUCCUCUUAUGCUGUUAACCACUAAAUGCCCUUUUUGUCUGAAGUCCCCAAUUUCACCCCAUCAUAUGGGAUGUUCGCACAUUUUCUGUUAUUACUGUUUGAGAGGAAAUCUUGAAGCAGAUUCAAAAUUUGCUUGUCCUAUUUGUGGACACUGGAAUGAGAACAUUUUGUGCGAAAGAUUGGUAGUUCAUUGAAAUACAUAUUGUCAUUGUACUCCUUGUUGAAAAUUCCAAAAAUUAUUUUCAUAAUUUAUUUACAAUAAAGCAUUUAUUGUGA
This is a messenger RNA of Coccinella septempunctata (seven-spotted ladybird), 1030 nucleotides long. RefSeq names its product peroxisome biogenesis factor 2-like. Lineage: Eukaryota; Metazoa; Arthropoda; Insecta; Coleoptera; Coccinellidae. Gene Ontology annotation, cellular component: peroxisomal membrane. The record is from RefSeq and is a predicted model, not a curated record. Gene Ontology annotation, biological process: protein import into peroxisome matrix. The transcript has 4 exons. Gene Ontology annotation, molecular function: zinc ion binding. Bases 124 to 948 code for a protein of 274 amino acids.